Solanum dulcamara is the source of this 648-nucleotide messenger RNA. RefSeq lists its product as uncharacterized. The coding region runs from base 1 to 648 and encodes 215 amino acids. The record is from RefSeq and is a predicted model, not a curated record. The transcript has a single exon. NCBI's taxonomy places the organism in Eukaryota, Viridiplantae, Streptophyta, Magnoliopsida, Solanales, Solanaceae.
AUGGCUAAUGAUAGAUGGAUGGAAACUAUGCCCCUUACCUCCAUCACUCAUCUCCCCUCUGUGGUCUCUGAUCACUGCCCUCUACUCUUGGAAAUGGUUGAUCAACAUCACAACCCCAUUAAGUAUUUCAAGUUUCUUAAUUGUUGGCCUGAACAUCCUUCUUUUAUAAAGCUUGUUAAAAACUGUUGGAGCAGACACAUAGAGGGUAAUCCUAUGUGGAUCUUCCACAAAAAGAUGAAGAGACUUGCCACCACUCUUAGUGAUUGGUCCAGGAAUCAGUUUGGUGAUAUUUAUGCUAAAGUCAAAGAGUAUGAGGAAGUAGUUAGACAAGCUGAAGAAAACCUGAUCAACAUGAAUUCCAAUGAUAACAGGUCCAAGCUUCAUGCUAUCAAUGCUGAAUAUAUUAGAUACAUGAAAAUGGAGGAUGCCAUUCUCAGGCAGAAAUCUCAGCUGCACUGGUUCAAAGAGGGUGAUAUGAAUUCUAGCUACUUUCAUGCUUUGAGUAGAGGCAGGAGAAGGAAGCUGUAUAUUCAUAGGAUCCAAAAUGAUAAAGGCUCUUGGGUGCAAGGUGAUUCUGAGAUAGCUGAUGCAGCUUGUAACCAUUUUCAACAAAUCUUUACUGGAGAAGAGAAGUGUAUUCAACAAUAG